This is a messenger RNA of Drosophila eugracilis, 1053 nucleotides long. RefSeq lists its product as uncharacterized. The transcript is spliced from 2 exons. The record is from RefSeq and is a predicted model, not a curated record. Gene Ontology annotation, cellular component: nucleus. Gene Ontology annotation, biological process: regulation of exit from mitosis. NCBI's taxonomy places the organism in Eukaryota, Metazoa, Arthropoda, Insecta, Diptera, Drosophilidae. The coding region runs from base 95 to 973 and encodes 292 amino acids.
AAGAAUAGUAUGGCAACGCCUUAAAUUUGUUUAUAGUUAGGGUUCUACCGCGCAUUGUCGAAAUUGUUCAAAUUUGUUUUGUUGCAGCAUAUUAAUGGAUCAAAAUGUCAAGAAUGUCGAUCUUAAACUUGACAAUAUUGAGGUUUUGACCACCGGCACAGCAGCGGAGUUUGUGAACGGUAUUCUAGACUUCCUACUUUUCCAACGCCGCCAAAUUCCCUUCGUUUACAAAACAUAUAAAUAUUAUGUUGAUAAGUGGUCAGACGCUGAGGAUUCGAGGGAAUCGGCGGAUCAGAAUUCGUUUGCCCACUAUCAGCUUAACGUGCAGCGCUCCAAGGCAAAGGCAACCAAGCAAUCCAUUAGUGACAUGAGAGAGCUCAUACGACAAGCCUUCAGAACCUCUGCAGUAAAGAGCCUGCGUUUUCUGUUUGGAAACAAUACAUUUAUGCCAUCGGAAGCAUAUACCCUGCACAUACCCCAUGGUUCCAUAUCUAGGAAUCACUAUUACGAGCAUCAUGCCCUGCCUGAAGGUCGUAUAAACCAGGCUCUGCUUCGCCUUCUCACCUGCGAGGAGCUGUACACCCUUUUCUCUACAGAACUGAAUGCAACCAAUGUGUUCCUGGAAAUGGAGCUCCUUGCAGACUCGAAGAAAACUGAGGUAUCCGAUGGAGAAUCUGUUAAUCUGACUCCAAAGGUCGUGUUGAGUCAACUACCACGUAGUUGCAAAAAUAUACACCUGCACCUACUGCAUUGCAGCGAGAACCCAAUGACUGAGUUGCGCUGCUGCAAGGAGAUGUCAAUUUACCAAGAUCUUGGUCUUCUGAAUCUGAAUAAAUCCGAAGAUGACGGUAGCAGGACUAACGACACUUUGGAGAUAGCUAUUGAAAGCAGCGGUUGGUGGCAGGCCGAAGUUAUCGUGCGUGGUUUCAGGGUUCCUCCCAACCAAAAGUCUAGUGAUUUGUGGUCAAGCUAACAUUUGCAAAUUUUUUAUUUUAGGUCUAUCUGGAAUGUUAUCGAAAGUGUGAAAAAUAAAUUGUCAAAUCAUGAACUUUA